Triticum aestivum (bread wheat) is the source of this 2733-nucleotide messenger RNA. RefSeq lists its product as uncharacterized. The record is from RefSeq and is a predicted model, not a curated record. The coding region runs from base 263 to 1489 and encodes 408 amino acids. Gene Ontology annotation, molecular function: protein binding. The transcript has 3 exons. Lineage: Eukaryota; Viridiplantae; Streptophyta; Magnoliopsida; Poales; Poaceae.
CGAACAAGGGACACCCAAACCCUAUCACCGCCGCCCCCCUCAAAUUCCUAACAUAUCCCGCUGGAACACCGUGAUAUCUCGCCGGGGUGCCCUCUUCCCCGACGCCGGUAAACAGAUUCGCUGCCCAAACCGGCCGUGCGAGAGUCGCUGGAAAUCAGCACCGCCGCCGCAGGGGGUUCGCAAUGCUGCCAUAGCCCGCCAUCGUCCGCCCCGCCCCAAUUCACUGGAAUCUGAUCUGACGGAGCACCGGCGACCAGUCACCAUGCCAGACAGCGGAGGCGCGACCGUCCUGGACGACCUCCCCGAGUGGAUCGUUGUGGAAGAGAUUCUCAUCCGUUUGCCGCCCAAGGACAUCCUCCGCUGCCGCGCCGUCCGCAGGUGGUGGCACAACGCCACCUCCACCGACAAGUUCAUGCUGGAAAACCACCGCCACCAGCCCUUUCUCCCGAUCCUCAGCCACGUCGUCGAGCUGCACAAAACCUGCCUCCUGUUUUCGUUUGAUGCCGGUGCAGGCCAGCAAAAGCUCUGCCCUGUCGUCCAGACCUGCGACUACGGUGAACUCGAGGCCGCGUGUGAUGGCCUCCUCAUCGUCUCCCAUGGAUCCAUGGCGGAUAAGUUCAUCUGCAAUCCGGUCACCCGUAAGUGUGCUCCCCUAGCGAAGCCUCAGGCCCAACGGGGUUUUGACCACCAGAUUGUUGGCUUCUACCGGCACCAACCAUCCGGAGGAGAAUUCCGAGUGCUAUGGAUCUCUAGGCCGACGAAAAUCUACAAUCCAUACGACGCAAAUUACAGAACUUUCUACUACGUCAUAGCGGUGGGAUCCGAUAAUACAAGAUGCAUCAGACAAGGAUGCAUCCCACAACCAACAUCCUCGUCGCAUUUCUUGGAGCUGGCUUUACGCAGGGGUCUGCCUGGUUCGUCCCAGUAUCCACCAGUCCACCACCGUGGGGGCCUGCACUGGAGACUUAGAAGAUACCACGGCUGGGAUGCCGACUACAUAAUGGUGUUCAACACAUCAGCUGAAACAUUUCGGUUGAUGUCUCGUCCUGCCCGAUUGUCCAACUGCUUACAGGAGUCAUUGCUGGAGAUGAAUGACACUCUUGCUUUGUGCAGCAUCAGCAGUGACAAACGCACCGUAGAUGUCUGGGUGUUACAGGACUAUGAUGCUAAGACCUGGUCUUUCAAGCAUCGGAUUAAUUUGACUGGGGUGGAUCCAUCAGCGCUUGUUGAUCGAGAGGUGAUAAUGAGCCCUAGGAUGGCUGCUCUCAAUGAGGGUGUGCUGCUGGUCCAGUUCACUUGUAGGCGUGUGUUGCAUUUUGACAUAGAUGGCAAGUUCUUAGGAUAUGUGAAGAGCAAAGAUGACCAAGAUAUCGACUUGUGGGUUACCAAUCAUUACCUCCAGGGGAGCGUUAUUCCCCUUCCACUGUCCCAUGAGAUGAGAGAAGAAGAUAGUGAAAAUCAGGAGCCUCCAUUUUUCGUAGGACUGUAGGAUGCAGUGCUUAAUCUCGAUGUUCUACACUGCUGGUUUGCUUUGCCAAUGGACCAUCUAUUCUGUACGAGCCUUGUCUUUUGUUCUUAGUUGGUCUUUUUAGUGCUGCUUGUAGAACUGAACAGUUUGGAUGGUAGCAGAGCACCUCUGGUGUCUAUUAUCUUGCCUUUAGCAUCAUGUUUAAGUUCCAAACUAUGGAGAAUCUUUGCUAUAUGACUAGUAUAUUUUAUACCCCUCGUUUACUUCCAGUUUGCAAUUUUUUAGAACCAAGAGAGGCAUGGUUGCAAUUAGGAACAGAUAGUUGCUCCUAAGAUAUUAUCUGGAAUGACACUACAGAAUCAGUACAGCAAUGGCUAGACAUCCUGCUUUCUUUAUGACAAAACAGGUGUUGGUACACAUGUCAUCGUGCUUUCUUUCAGUCUUAUUUUGAGUGAAUAAUUUUGGUUGAGUCGUUGAAAUGGUUAGUAUGGAUCCUUCCUUCCAAGUUUACUAGUUUGAUCCUUGCUCAGUGCACAAUUUUGUCCUAAGCACCUGACAUGGUUGCUCGUGCUCCUUCUGUGGUAAUGCUUUAUUCAGGCAAACUUGCACGACUUAAUUCAGUUUGGUACUCAGCACAAUUUUGUGUCCAUCGAUAUUUUUGUACAGUUAUUGUUGAAAAUCUUAGCAAGUAAUUUUGGUUCCUUUGCUUUGACAUGUUUUGAGAAAGAAUCGUACUGGUUCCUGGUCCCUCUUUGCCUGAAUAAAUAUUUUUAAUUUACAUAGUGAUAACUUGAUUACUCGAUGCUUUUUUAUCUGAACUCUUAGGUCAUAUAUGGAAAGUUCCAGCAGUUCCAAUGUUUUUUGUGUGGGUAGACAUGUAUAAUUCUGCAUACUCCUCUUCAUGUGGACUAACUGUUCAAAUGUUAAAUUCAGUCUCAACUAUUUAAAAUAUGAUAUAUACUUCUAGGGAUGCCCAAUAAGACCUCAGAUAAUCUCAAAGGUUAACUUCAUUGUUUUUCAUCUGAUAUACCCUUGGUUGCUGUGUGAAAAACAAUGCGAAAGGAACUUCCGAGAAUGAAAGUGGAGACCUCUCUUACCCAGAGUUUUCUCUCUCUUUUUUUACGCAGACUCAGUUCAUAGCUUUGGGACACACUGAUACGAUAACAUUCCCCCAGUCAAAAGGUGAUACGAUCUGUUUGCAGAAUUCUUUAUUCUUAAGAUGCUUCUAUCCACAUGAUUUGCAGAGCACAUUUUCCUUCAAAAUU